This is a messenger RNA of Cetraspora pellucida, 179 nucleotides long. Lineage: Eukaryota; Fungi; Glomeromycota; Glomeromycetes; Diversisporales; Gigasporaceae. The record is from the annotation of a GenBank genome assembly.
GUUCAUCAGAUGAUCCAACAGUUGAAUUAUCCGGUCCGCAUAUUUGUGAAUUCGACAGUAAUACUAUGGAACAAGUAAAGAUAAUUCUUAGUUGUAUUGCCUCCAUCCUCCAAUAUCAAGUCCGAGGAUAUGACGAUGACUCAAAACGUACCCGUAUUAAGAGGCGUCGUACUAAUUAG